Stylonychia lemnae is the source of this 765-nucleotide messenger RNA. NCBI's taxonomy places the organism in Eukaryota, Ciliophora, Spirotrichea, Sporadotrichida, Oxytrichidae. The record is from the annotation of a GenBank genome assembly.
AUGAAGCAACCAGCAAAUACCAAAUAGAAUAUUUACUAUGAAGGAAAAACGUAAGAGGAACUUGUAAAUUAAUGCUUUGAUUUUUCGAAAUCGGCUGUGCCCUCGUAUAUUUCAGAUGAAAAAUUAAACUCGGCAAGAAUUAUGAUUUUAAUUCCAUCAUUAUUGACAUUUUUUGCAGCCUUGUCUAUAUUAGACACAGUAAGAUUAUUUCUAUAUUUCACUGAUUGGGGCAUGCAUAUUACCAAUAUUUCAAUCAUUCUGACUAUUCUAGCAUCAUCAAGUGAUAAAUGUAAAAGCAGCUUAAGAUUCAGAGAGUUUUCUGGUUAUCUUACUGAGUUGGCCCUAAUUUCUUAGUUCAUUAUUAUUACUAUCUACUGGACUACAAUACAUAUCAAAGUAAUAGAAUAUACUGAAGAACUUGCAAAAACAGACCCCAAUCAUGCUUAUUAUUACUAUCAGCUUAUGAUUUAUAAGCAUUUCCUCCCUGGACUCUGUGCUCUACUAAAUGUUAUUAUUUCCGAGAUUAUAUUCGUUCCCUAUCAUUUAAAGUACAUGAUUGUUUAUGGUAUGGUCUACUGUUUGGUGAAUUAUACAUGUACUAAAAUUUUAGGUGGACCUCUCUACCAUUUCUUGACUUGGGAAGACUACUGGUCAAUUGUGAUUUGCGUAGGAAUUACAAUUCCUAAUGCAUUGGUUUAUUACGUGUUUUGCAAGAUAAUUAGAUUUUUAAGAUUAAAGCCAUUAAACAUCGAUAAAAUUGAUUGA